Cinclus cinclus is the source of this 1292-nucleotide messenger RNA. RefSeq names its product D-aminoacyl-tRNA deacylase 1 (gene DTD1). Lineage: Eukaryota; Metazoa; Chordata; Aves; Passeriformes; Cinclidae. The record is from RefSeq and is a predicted model, not a curated record. Gene Ontology annotation, biological process: tRNA metabolic process. The coding region runs from base 35 to 658 and encodes 207 amino acids. Gene Ontology annotation, cellular component: cytoplasm. Gene Ontology annotation, molecular function: D-tyrosyl-tRNA(Tyr) deacylase activity. The transcript is spliced from 6 exons.
UCCCCGCUCGGCGCCGGCCGCGCUGCGCUGCGCCAUGAAGGCGAUCGUGCAGCGGGUGGCCCAGGCCAGCGUCACAGUGGGUGGUGAACAAAUUAGUUCCAUAGGACGAGGCCUCUGUGUGCUGCUGGGCAUUUCUUUGGAAGAUACACAAAGAGAGCUGGAGCACAUGGUUCGAAAGAUCUUGAACUUGCGAGUCUUUGAAGAUGAAAGUGGGAAGCACUGGUCCAAAAGUGUGAUGGAUAAACAGUAUGAAGUGUUGUGUGUGAGCCAAUUUACUCUCCAGUGCAUCCUGAAGGGAAACAAGCCUGACUAUCACAUGGCAAUGCCCACGGAGCAGGCAGAGUCUUUUUAUAACAACUUCCUAGAGCAGCUAAGAAAAGCCUACAAACCAGAGCUUAUUAAAGAUGGCAAGUUUGGUGCCUACAUGCAGGUCCACAUCCAGAAUGAUGGUCCUGUAACAAUAGAACUGGAGUCCCCAGCAGCCACUGUUGAUCCUAAACAACUGACAAAACUUGAAAAACAGCAACAAAGAAAAGAGAAGACCAGAACCAAGGUGCCCUCUGAGUCAAGCAGAGAAAGAAACGCCCCCCGAAACAAGGAUGAUCCCAGUGCCAGCAGUGGAGCAGAAGGAGAUGUGUCCUCGGAAAGAGAGCCUUAGCUCAUCCAAGGCAGCCCUCAGUUUCUUACACAAAAGCUACACUGAAUUAUUGAAGAAAGACCCAACAUUCACCUCAGCAACACUCCUCAACGACUUGAGAAAAGGAUGGAAAAUGGGAAAGCAGAGCUGAGACAUUAGAAACCUGUCAUUCUGUAUUGAGCCAACCAAAGCAAUGCUAUCAGAUUCAGUUGUAAAUGUGUAGUGUCAGUAGUGAAAAGGACUUGUGACAUUUCUGUGUAUGCGUUCUCACGCGACUGCUGAGUAAAGGGUGACUGUAGGCAGAUUGUAGCAGAACAUUUCACUCUCAGUACAUAAGCUCCAUUUAAAGAAUAAAUCAGGGUUUUUCCUUAAACUUACACUUGAAUUCUGAAAAUUCUCUGAGCAGGCUUGUGUAUUGAUUCUCACUCUGUGGUGUCAUGUGCUACCUGUUUCAAUUGCAGUGUGCAGAUCUGUGCAUAUUUUGGUAAAUUGUUAGCUGCUGCCUAACAUCAGGUUAGGCAGUCCAGUCUCUCUGCAUGGACUAAGUUAUUACAAGGGAAGAUCAGCCUCUAGUUGUUUAUCAUGUGGAACACAUCUGUCUUGUAAACUUUUUUAAAAACGGAAAAGACUUUAUUAAACAAAUGAUGCCAGCUGA